Molecule: messenger RNA, 1950 nt
Organism: Arvicola amphibius (Eurasian water vole)
Lineage: Eukaryota; Metazoa; Chordata; Mammalia; Rodentia; Cricetidae
Product: lanosterol 14-alpha demethylase
Exons: 10
Coding region: 364-1875 (503 amino acids)
Molecular function (GO): iron ion binding; heme binding; monooxygenase activity
Source: RefSeq, a predicted model, not a curated record
CUGUGUUCUUGGGAACGAGGGCCCUCGUGGCCCGCGGUCCUCAGGGCGUGGCCGUGUCUGCAGCGACCACUUUCUUGCCCGAGCCCCAGUGCCACAGGCAAAGCCCACUCCCUCAGGUUCCCUCGGUGGCGCAAGGAUCACCGUGCUCGGGGGGCGUGACCUCCGGAAGGUCCCGCCCCGUCUGUGACGUGCCGGUGGCGCGCGGCGGGCCGCGGGUGUGGGAGGUGCCCGGGCCUGUAGAGACCCGGAGGCCCGGGCCGCCUUGCGACGCCCGCCAGUCGGCUUCUUCUGCUCCAUCUUUUCGGAGAAGCAGCGGCGACCUCGGCCUCCAGCUCGUCAAGGGAGAGCGACGCGGCGGCCGGGAUGGUGUUCCUGGGCUUGUUGCAGUCUGGCGGUUUGGUGCUGGGCCAGGCGAUGGAGCAGGUGACAGGAGGCAACCUGCCCUCCACGCUGCUUAUCGCCUGCGCCUUCACGCUCAGCCUGGUCUACCUGUUCCGCCUCGCAGUGGGCCACAUGGUACAGCUGCCCGCCGGGGCGAAAAGUCCGCCGUACAUUUUCUCUCCAAUUCCAUUCCUUGGCCAUGCAAUAGCAUUUGGGAAAAGUCCAAUUGAGUUCCUGGAAAAUGCAUAUGAGAAGUAUGGUCCUGUAUUCAGCUUUACCAUGGUGGGCAAGACGUUUACUUACCUUCUGGGGAGUGACGCAGCUGCACUGCUUUUCAAUAGUAAAAAUGAAGAUCUGAAUGCGGAGGAUGUCUACAGUCGACUGACGACUCCCGUAUUUGGGAAGGGGGUUGCAUAUGAUGUGCCAAAUGCAGUUUUUUUGGAGCAGAAGAAAAUGUUAAAAAGCGGCCUUAACAUAGCCCACUUUAAGCAGUAUGUUUCUAUAAUUGAAAAAGAAACAGAGGAAUACUUUCAGAGUUGGGGAGAAAGUGGAGAAAAAAAUGUGUUUGAAGCACUUUCUGAGCUCAUAAUUUUAACAGCUAGCCAUUGUUUACAUGGAAAGGAAAUUAGAAGUCAACUCAAUGAGAAGGUGGCCCAGCUGUAUGCAGAUUUGGAUGGAGGUUUUAGCCAUGCUGCCUGGCUGCUGCCAGGUUGGCUGCCUCUGCCUAGUUUCAGACGAAGGGACAGAGCCCAUCGAGAGAUCAAGAAUAUUUUCUAUAAGGCCAUCAAGAAACGCAGGCAGUCUGAAGAAAAAGUUGAUGACAUUCUCCAAACUUUACUAGACUCUACAUACAAGGACGGGCACCCUCUGACAGAUGAUGAGAUAGCGGGGAUGCUCAUCGGACUGCUGCUGGCAGGACAGCACACCUCCUCCACCACCAGUGCCUGGAUGGGCUUCUUUUUGGCCAGAGAUAAACCGCUUCAAGAAAAGUGCUACUUAGAACAGAAAGCCGUGUGUGGCGAGGACCUGCCUCCCUUAACUUAUGAGCAGCUGAAGGAUCUGAAUUUGCUUGACCGAUGCAUAAAAGAAACAUUAAGACUGAGACCUCCUAUAAUGACCAUGAUGAGGAUGGCCAGGACCCCUCAGACUGUGGCAGGGUACACCAUUCCUCCAGGGCAUCAGGUGUGUGUUUCUCCUACUGUCAACCAAAGGCUGAAGGACUCCUGGGUAGAACGCUUGGACUUUAAUCCUGACCGCUACUUACAGGAUAACCCAGCAUCAGGAGAGAAGUUUGCUUAUGUGCCGUUUGGAGCUGGACGUCAUCGUUGUAUUGGAGAAAAUUUUGCAUAUGUUCAAAUUAAGACAAUUUGGUCUACUAUGCUUCGUUUGUAUGAAUUUGACCUCAUCAAUGGAUACUUUCCUAGUGUGAAUUAUACAACAAUGAUUCACACUCCUGAAAAUCCAGUAAUCCAUUACAAAAGAAGAUCAAAAUGAAAAAGGAACAAGGAACCAGUGUGGGUUAAUGACUGCAAGCGGCAACUUGAGAGAGAAUGAAGCUUAUGAAACAGC